GAUGGAAAAAAAUAACUCUCUUAAACUAUUUCUCUUUCAUUGUUGUUAGGGUUUGAUAAAUCUUGAUUUUUGUUGUAGGAGCUAUUAGAAGACCGAUUGAUCAUCAAUGAUGGUUCACAAGGAUUCUAAGUAAGUCUUCGUUGAGAGGAGGAAUUGGAGUUGGAAAACAUGUGUAUGUCUUCAUUGUGUGCAUGAAGUGUCUCACUUAAUAAUUACUGGAAGAUUUUUGUUUUUAUGAUCAGAUGUAUGUUGGUACAUUUCUUGUCGGUAUGGAUGCAGUUUAUUUGGUUAUAAAGUUAGAGAUAAAGUUAAUCGAAAUGAUUGUCUUUCUCACUGAAUUAGAGUUGUCGUUUGCUCAAAGUUUUCUUGUUGCUGUUAGCGGCAAGAUGAUGAGUCCAAUAUGCAACAACUCUUGUCUGCGUUGUCGUUUGAGUCAUGUUCAUAAUCUGGCAGGUUUGUUGUUCUUGAAGUGUUGGCUCAGUUCAUCAUCCGGUAGGAUCUCGUUUUGCUGGUUCACAAAACAUAGUUCAUGCCUUAUUGUUUGUUUUCUUUUGUGAUUCCGAAUCUAAGUGUAAACAGAGUUCAGUUAUGAAUUGUGUAACAAAUACAAUGGGUUUUAUUCAACCAUUUGAAUUUAUAAAUCCAAGUUUUAUU
Papaver somniferum (opium poppy) is the source of this 654-nucleotide messenger RNA. RefSeq lists its product as uncharacterized. The coding region runs from base 243 to 557 and encodes 104 amino acids. The transcript has 4 exons. Lineage: Eukaryota; Viridiplantae; Streptophyta; Magnoliopsida; Ranunculales; Papaveraceae. The record is from RefSeq and is a predicted model, not a curated record.